AUGAGUCGAUUGCUGGCCCCGUGGUUCGAUGAACCAAAACGUUGGCGCGGGCUAGACUCGGCGCUGACGACGGUGCCAGCUUUAUUUGGUGCUUUAUUUGGUGCGUGGGAUCCUAGGGUCAACUCUUCACCCCGUCCAGCUGAAGAGCUUGAGGGCUUCCCGAAUUUGACCUUGCGCCGCUGCGUCGCCACAGCUUCCGUUAGCGAGCAAGCCAGCGAGCAAAGGCUCCAGCGAUCUGCAACUGCAAGAUAA
Messenger RNA from Cordyceps militaris CM01, 252 nucleotides. RefSeq lists its product as uncharacterized. The transcript is spliced from 2 exons. NCBI's taxonomy places the organism in Eukaryota, Fungi, Ascomycota, Sordariomycetes, Hypocreales, Cordycipitaceae. Bases 1 to 252 code for a protein of 83 amino acids. The record is from RefSeq and is a predicted model, not a curated record.